AUGGCCAACGACCCGGUGACUCCUCCGCGCCGGCCUCAUGUCAACGGCCUGUCGAUGACUGAAUAUUCGUCAAUACCGACUCCCAAGACUGAACGAGCUGAAGGAAUAGUCAGGGAUGGCUCCAAAUCAGUUCCUGAUGAUUAUAUUCUGCCUACGGGCUACCCUGACUAUUUGCGAUUGAUUCUCACGUCACGCGUAUAUGAUGUCGUCGAAGAGACACCUUUACAACAUGCUACUAAUAUUAGCAACCGGUUAGAGUGCAAUGUUCUAUUGAAACGAGAGGACCUAUUGCCUGUUUUCAGUUUCAAGUUGCGAGGAGCUUAUAACAAAAUGGCGCAUCUGAGUCAGGAACAGCGAUGGAAGGGAGUCAUUGCAUGUUCUGCAGGCAACCAUGCGCAAGGCGUGGCUUAUUCUGCCCGCAAACUCAAGAUCCCGGCCACCAUCGUCAUGCCGUCCGGCACCCCAGCAAUCAAACAUCUUAACGUCUCGCGUCUCGGCGGUAGUGUCGUUCUACAUGGCAGUGAUUUUGACGCCGCUAAAGCAGAAGCUCAUCGAUUGGAAAAGGUUCACAAUCUAACCAACAUCCCACCUUUCGACGACCCUUACGUUAUCGCCGGCCAAGGAACCGUUGGCAUGGAAAUCGUGCGCCAAGCCAAGCUACACAAUCUUGAAGCAGUCUUUUGUUGCAUUGGAGGCGGUGGACUCAUUGCUGGCGUGGGAGCUUAUAUUAAGCGCAUUGCACCUCAUGUGAAAAUCAUCGGAGUCGAGACAUAUGACGCCAAUGCGAUGGUACAGUCGUUGAAGAAGGGAGAAAGAGUGAUGCUCAAAGAAGUCGGUCUCUUUGCGGACGGAGCUGCUGUCAAGUUGGUCGGCGAGGAGACUUUCCGCAUCUGUCAAGACGUUGUCGACGACAUUAUCCAAGUUACAACCGACGAGAUCUGCGCAGCUAUAAAGGAUGUCUUCGAGGAUACUCGUUCCAUCCUCGAACCAGCUGGCGCGCUUGCCCUUGCAGGUUUGAAGAAAUAUGUUGCGACAAAUCCCGAUCCCAACCCACAGCGAGAGCUCGUGGCAGUCACUUCGGGCGCUAAUAUGGAUUUCGACCGUCUUCGAUUCGUUGCCGAGCGGGCUGCACUUGGGGAGAAGAAGGAGGUUCUACUGAGCGUCACCAUUCCCGAGAAGCCUGGUGCAUAUGCUACCUUGAUCGAUAUCGUUACACCUCAUUCAAUCACCGCUUUCAAUUAUCGCUUUGGUCGUGAAGACCUCGCCAAUGUGCUUAUGGAACUCGAGAAAGCCGGCAUGAAGGCCUCCGAUCUUAGUGACGACGAACUCGUCAAGACACACAUUCGAUAUCUGGUCGGCGGACCUAGCGGCGUCAAAGACGAGCGUCUCUUCAUGUUCCAGUUCCCCGAACGACCGGGUGCACUCCAGCGAUUCCUUGGCCACUUGCGUCCAACCGAUAAUGUGACUCUAUUCCAUUACCGAAACCACGGUGGAGAUGUCGGCCACGUCUUAGCCGGUAUUCAAUGCUCUCCAUCAGAGAACGCCGAGUUAACUCGCUUCUUGAACGAGCUCGGGUAUCCUUAUGAAGAAUGUACCGACUCUGCGGCUUAUAAGAUGUUCCUCCGACAUGACUAA
Molecule: messenger RNA, 1635 nt
Organism: Talaromyces amestolkiae
Lineage: Eukaryota; Fungi; Ascomycota; Eurotiomycetes; Eurotiales; Trichocomaceae
Exons: 4
Coding region: 1-1635 (544 amino acids)
Biological process (GO): L-threonine catabolic process
Molecular function (GO): pyridoxal phosphate binding; threonine deaminase activity
Source: RefSeq, a predicted model, not a curated record